AUUUAUUGCCCCUCUUUUGGAAUAAAUAAGUUCUAAUUCUAUACUUUUGUUUGCAAAUUUGCUUUUAUUAUGGUUACAUAAUCACAAGACUGGGUUUGAUGAAGUAAAUGUUGCACCAUUGAUACGAAUAAUUCUAUGAGAAAAGAAAUGCAAAAUCACAAUUGAAGCAAUGAAAAAUUUGUAUGAAUGGAUAGGUUAAAGACCUCUUCAGUAAAUGACAGCAUUGCAGGCGGCUGGCCUCAAUAAUUAUAUUUAACAAGUUACAUGAAGGAAUUCAAUGUGUAAUUCAGAAAUAUUUAUGCUUAAAGCGGGGAGGGUUCCAACGGAAAUCUUGGCGCGUGGGCCCGAAGCAAUGAAAGCUUUUAAUGAUGCUCUAGCUGAGGGAGAAGCAGAGGUUAAUCAAGGAAGGACAGUUUUCAUGGGCCUCGAGAGAGUCGGCAAGACUUCUACUAUCAAGUCAUUUUUAAGGAAUACUUUUGAUCCACAUGAGGGUAUUACAGACGCAAUUGCCAACACAACGGUGUGUACCCAUGAGUCGCACAAUGAAUUGAAUUGGAAGAAAACAUCACCUGAUCAUUCUGGCGCCAAUGGCAUGUAUGAAGCAAAAAUGGCAGAUUCCAUAGCGAAAAAAAUAUUAGAAAGAGAAACUGAGAAGAAUGUAGAAGUAACAAGACAAGUAAGAUUUACACACUAUCAUUUUGUUGAUAUUCACUAGCAUUUAAGUUGGUUAAUAUUGAAAUAUUUAAUGCUACUAAUAUUAACAAAUAAUGGAUAUAAUCCAGCUAAAGUAUAUAAUGGUUAAUUUAUUAUUUCUUUUUGUUUUACAAAUAUUUGAAGAGCAUGUCACCACCAGCUAAAAAAAAGAGGAAAUAUAAUCAGGGUAAGACGUUCGUGUUUGCAUUUCAUAAGAAAUUGAUUUAAUGAAUACAUUAUUUUUAAUCGGUAUUUCACACAGAGGGCCAUCACAUGUCAUAGCCUUGGUGCCGACGCACCUCUAUUAACAACAUAAUACGUAUGGUUGCUCAUGGAACAAGUAUUAAAGGUACAUUGCCAAAAGAAUACCACCUGG
Anneissia japonica is the source of this 1069-nucleotide messenger RNA. RefSeq lists its product as uncharacterized. The transcript is spliced from 3 exons. The coding region runs from base 278 to 715 and encodes 145 amino acids. The record is from RefSeq and is a predicted model, not a curated record. NCBI's taxonomy places the organism in Eukaryota, Metazoa, Echinodermata, Crinoidea, Comatulida, Comatulidae.